Messenger RNA from Enterobius vermicularis (human pinworm), 579 nucleotides. NCBI's taxonomy places the organism in Eukaryota, Metazoa, Nematoda, Chromadorea, Rhabditida, Oxyuridae. The record is from the annotation of a GenBank genome assembly.
AUGACAGUGCAAACAGAACCAGAGCUAGAAGCUGCAUUAGUGGCAGAUGAACGAGUUAAAGAGGAAUAUAAAGAGCUCAAAGAACGAAUUUUGACUGGAAAUCUACCAUGCCCAAAAGAUCAAGCAGCUUUUUUGGCCAGCAUACAGUUAAGCGUCGAAAGAGAACUAAUGGCUCCGGUAAGAAAAACGCAAGAAUUACAUCAGCAGUUAGCAAAAGGACAAUUUGAACGUAUGCGUGAAAUGGCUCAAAAAAUGAUGAUAACUCCUUGGGAAAUGGAGCAGAAAGUUGCUGCGUCAUCAAAUUUGGCUAAAGAAUUAGCUUUGAAAAGACGUUCAGUAAUCAGUCCAGAAAUAAGACCACGGCGUACAAACAUUCUUAGUUGUGUUAGCGAUCCAGAACCGAUGUUACCAAUGGAGAUUCAAAAAAAGAUUCUUCCACUAUCGUUUGUUAAUGAUCGCAAAACUAACCGUCUUAUUCAGGAACGAAAACGAAAAUUAUUUCAUAGUCGUAUUUACGAGAACGAAAUUAGUUUAAAGAAACUGUACAUCGAGAUUAUAGAAUUUAGUGUAUCUUUAUGA